Nanorana parkeri is the source of this 3295-nucleotide messenger RNA. It is a transcript of the gene RASA2, whose product is annotated as RAS p21 protein activator 2. NCBI's taxonomy places the organism in Eukaryota, Metazoa, Chordata, Amphibia, Anura, Dicroglossidae. Gene Ontology annotation, biological process: intracellular signal transduction; regulation of GTPase activity. Bases 94 to 2595 code for a protein of 833 amino acids. The transcript is spliced from 24 exons. The record is from RefSeq and is a predicted model, not a curated record.
GCAGGUUACCGCUCUCUCGUCUAAAUACGCUGUGCCUAAAGUAGUUCGGCUGGCGGAAGAGCACGGGCUGAGCGUCUGCCGCUGCCGCCAGAGAUGGCAGGGGAGCAGCGGGCAGGAGGGAGAGGAGAGGCCGGGGAUCCGCCUGCGGCCCCUAUGCGGGUCCUGCAGAGCCUGAGAGUGAAGAUAUGUGAGGCAAAAAAUCUGCUGCCGUACCCGGGACCCAACAAAAUGAGAGACUGCUUUUGUACUGUGAAUCUGGACCAGGAGGAGAUCUUUAGGACCAAUGUUGUUGAAAAGUCGCUCAAACCAUUUUAUGGUGAAGACUUCUACUUUGAAAUUCCAAGAGCAUUCCAAAAUUUAUCCUUUUAUAUCUUUGAUAAAAAUGUUUUACAACGAGAUCUCCGAAUAGGUAAGGUCGCCAUUAAAAAAGAUGACUUGUUCAGGUACAGCGGUAAAGAGCCCUGGUUUCCACUUCAGCCAAUUGAUUCCAACUCUGAAGUCCAGGGAAAAGUCCAUCUGGAGCUGAAAUUGAAUGAGCUGAUUACAGACAAUGGAUCUGUGCAGCAGCUUAUGGUACACGUAUUGGAAUGUGAGGGAUUACCACUUGUGAAUGGGCAGAGCUGUGAUGCAUACGCUGCUGUGUCUCUUGUUGGCCCUUCUAGGAACGACCAAAAGAAAACCAAAGUGAAGAAGAAAACCAGCAACCCCCAGUUCAAUGAGAAGUUUUACUUUGAGGUGACGAGGUCGAGCAGCUACACUAAGAAGUCCCAAUUCCAAGUAGAGGAAGAAGAUAUAGAAAAACUCGAAGUGAGAGUGGAUCUAUGGAACAAUGGAAAUCUUGCUCAAGAUGUUUUUCUUGGAGAGAUCAGAACUUCAGUGAGUGUUUUGAGGAAUGAUUCGAUCCACAGGGCAUGGUAUCUUCUCCAGCCAAAAGACAACGGAAGUAAAUCUUCGAAGUAUGAUGACCUGGGCUCCAUUAGACUUAGUAUAUGCUAUACAGAGGACUAUGUGCUCUCUUCAGAGUUCUAUGCGCCUCUGAGGAGUCUUCUGGUGAAAUCAUCAGACUUUCAGCCCAUCACUGCCUCAGCUGCCUUUAUCCUGGGAGAAGUGUGUCGAGAUAAAAAUGAUGCUGUCCUCCCGCUGGUUCGGCUCCUUCUCCACCACCAGAAACUAGUACCGUUUGUGGCAACCAUAGCACAAUUGGACCUGAACGACACACAAGAAGCGAAUACUAUUUUUCGAGGAAACUCCCUGGCCACUCGUUGCAUGGAUGAGACAAUGAAGAUAGUCGGUAACCAUUAUCUGAAAGUGACCCUGAAGAGUGUUGUAGAUGAGAUAUGCGAUUCCCUGAAGCCCUGUGAAAUAGACCCUAAUCGCCUGAGAGAGGGGGACAAUGUGGAAAACCACAAGGACAAUCUGAGAAGUUAUGUGGACAAAGUUUUCUCAUGUAUAGUCAAAUCCAGCAUGAGCUGCCCCACUGUGAUGUGUGACCUGUUCUCUACACUGCGCCACAUGGCCGUCCGGCACUUCCCUAAUGACCCUCAUGUACAGUAUUCAGCAGUCAGCAGUUUUGUCUUUCUCCGAUUCUUUGCUGUGGCCGUUGUGUCCCCUCAUAUAUUCCACUUGAGAUCCCACCACCCAGAUCCAGCAACAUCACGUAUUUUGACUCUCGUUUCCAAAACCAUCCAAACCCUUGGGUGUGUGGGCAAUUUAUCAAAAAGCAAAACUUCUAGCUUCAAAGAGCCAUUCAUGUGUGAUUUCUACAAGAUGUUUGAAGAAGAAACCUACACAGCUGAUGUUAAAAAGUUCUUAGAGGAAAUAUCAUCGACUGAAAGUAAAGAGCCAAGUGGAAUGAGUGAGUCUGUUAUCCUAAAAGAUGGAGAGAUGCAAAAACGUGCCCAAGGUCGAACCCGUAUUGGAAAAAAGAAUUUUAAGAAGCGCUGGUUUUCACUUACAAGUCGAGAAUUUUCAUACCACAAGCAGAAAGAUAAAGAUCCAAUGUUUCGUAUUCCUAUUAAAACUAUAUUGGCUGUGGAGAAGCUAGAUGAAAAUGCCUUUAACAGGAACAAUAUGUUCCAAGUGAUCUAUGGAGAGAAGCCCCUUUACAUCCAGGCCAACAACUGUGUAGAGUUGAAUGAAUGGAUAGAGGUGCUGAGUAGAGUAAGCCGACGCAAUCAGGGGAGACUCUGCAAAUAUCACUCCUCUGCAUUCAUAAAUGGAGCCUGGCUCUGCUGCAAGGCAUCAUCUGAAAGUGCUGAAGGCUGCCAUGUGUGCACUGUAAAUGUUCCAGCUGACGUAGCAUUGGAUAUAGAUGGAGACCGUGAAUGUGAGAGGAUAUAUUCCCUAUUCAGCAGGAGCAUGCCAAAACUACAGAAGAUGGAAGAGGCUUGUGGUAGCAUUGCAGUGUAUCAAGGUCCACAGGAGCACAGUGAAUACCACUUUACCAUCGAUGAUUCCGUGGAGACCUUCAAGACCAUCCAACAAAUUAAAGCAAUAGUAGAGAAGCUAAACGAACCUCACGAGAAAUACAAACGACAUUGUACAAGUGCAAAAUAUGGCAGCCAAGAAAAUCCAAUCGUGGGGAAAGGAUCAUAGCAGACACAAGAACCCGGGCUAUAGAACUGGAACAAAGUAAUGCCAGAAGAUAAAUUCACAGCCACAAUCAAUGCUGGAGUUUUUAACAAUGUGGCAAGAACUUUUACACCUGUUUUGCAGGAAUAAUUCUGAAGACCUGGGAGAAAAUAGCUAAAGCCCUGAGAAAAUGGAGUCAGUAUCUACUAGCAGAGCCAGAUAUUGAUUUUUUCUUGGCCUGUGACAACCUUUACACUGCAGGCAGUGCCAUGUAUACAUACAGAUGCUGCCUUUCAUUUCUCAGUCACAUCCCCCAGGAAGUCACACUUCACGUUUGAGUUGUCUUUUCUCGACUUAGCUAUUGAGACUGUAAUCACUGAUAGAAGAGGCCACUCGCAUGAGUGUUUAGAAGUCCUGUUAGGUGAGCUUAGCGUCGUACAAUCACACACAAUCCAGAUAAGCCCCCCCCCCAUGUCUCAUUCCGUGAGCAACCCGGGACUGAGUGAGAAGUGUGAUUGCCAGUUUACAAGGAGUUGUGGUUCAAUGAUGGUUGAGGAGUCCUGGCAGAAAGCCACAUUGGACUGUACCACAUAUCCCUGCACUAGACAAUUCAGGGUAUUCAGACCUGUUUUCCUUUAAACGGUACACAUUGAUUUUAAUGUUAUUUAUUUUUUUUCCUGCUUGCUAAUUUUCUUUUCAUUUUCACCUUUUCAAGUGAGUAUUU